Python bivittatus (Burmese python) is the source of this 735-nucleotide messenger RNA. The record is from RefSeq and is a predicted model, not a curated record. NCBI's taxonomy places the organism in Eukaryota, Metazoa, Chordata, Lepidosauria, Squamata, Pythonidae.
GCCAAUGGGCAAGCGAGAAAGGCGUGUUCCAGCCGGCGUGGGUGUAUGGGAGAAAAAGCGUGCUGGUGGGGGCUGACAGGCAGAGAAAGAACUCGCGGUUAGUGGCGCUCGGGUUUUCGUUUAUCCAUCAUGGCAUCCAAGUGCCCCAAGUGCGACAAGACUGUUUACUUCGUGCCAAAUUCAGGUUUUCUGCCCUGGCUGAGAAACUGUUCCUUCAGGAGCGCCCAGACUCUGCUGGGAGCUGAGAGGGCAGCUGAAAAAGUAACUUCCUUGGGAAAAGAUUGGCACAAGUUUUGUUUGAAAUGUGAGCGCUGCAACAAGACCCUGACCCCUGGUGGCCAUGCAGAGCAUGACACGAAGCCGUACUGUCACAAACCCUGCUAUGCAACAUUGUUUGGACCAAAAGGUGUAAACAUUGGAGGAGCAGGAUCCUAUAUUUAUGAUAAGCCUCCUGAAGGACAACUUGCACCAGGCCCUAUUGAGCACAUAUCCAAAAUGGAAGAAAAGAAAGUGAAUGUUGCACCAAAAGGACCUAGCAAAGCCUCCAGCAUUACUACCUUCACUGGAGAGCCCAAUGUCUGUCCACGCUGCUCCAAGAAGGUCUAUUUUGCUGAGAAGGUGACUUCAUUGGGCAAGGAUUGGCACCGUCCCUGUCUACGUUGUGAGCGUUGCGGGAAGACUCUAAUCCCUGGAGGCCAUGCUGAGGUAGGACUCCAUUGAGUUGGAUUCAGGUUU